AUGUCGCUUUUCAUCCUCCAGGAGACCAGCGCGGGUUACGCCCUGCUGAAGGCGAAGGACAAGAAGCUCUUCAAGCGCGAAAAGUUUCCUGAAGAUGGCUCAACUGCUGAAGGUGCAUCCAAUCUAAGUUCGAAAGUGCUGCUGCAGCUGUGGAGGAGACCACUGCCAUCUCCGAGGGCAAGGUCACCCCCCCGCCUGGCCUCGCUCUUGGAUGGAAUUAAAGAUGAGAAGAAAGCUUCGCUUGCUGUUGCGGACAGCAAACUCGGAAACUCGAUCAGCAAGCUGCCUGGCCUCUCGCUCGAAUUGAUCGCCGACUCAACCACCCAAGACGCUUUCCGUGCUAUUCGUGAAAACUUGACUACCCUGAUCCCUACUCUCGCUCCCAGUGAUAUGUCCACCAUGGCUCUCGGUCUAUCACACUCUCUUGCUCGUCACAAGCUGAAGUUCUCCCCUGACAAGAUCGACACUAUGAUUGUCCAGGCCAUUGGCCUGCUCGAUGACAUGGACAAGGAACUCAACACCUACGCCAUGCGUGUGAAGGAAUGGUAUGGCUGGCACUUCCCCGAGCUUGCCAAGAUCCUUAACGACAACAUUGCCUACGCUCGCCUCGUCCUCAAGAUGGGCAUGCGCACCAACUGGGAGACUGCUGAUCUCUCUGAGAUCCUUCCUGAGGAGAUCGAGGGGGCCGUCAAGUCUGCCGCUGAUCGGUCCAUGGGUACCGAGAUCAGCGAGAACGACCUCGAGAACAUCCAGGCUCUGGCUCAUGAAGUUGUUGCUCUGUACGAGUACCGUGCUCAGCUGUCCAGCUACCUGAGCGCCCGUAUGAACGCCAUCGCUCCUAACCUGACUGCCCUUGUCGGUGAGCUCGUCGGUGCCCGUUUGAUUUCUCACGCUGGUAGCCUCACCAGCCUUUCUAAGAGUCCCGCCUCUACCCUUCAGAUCCUUGGUGCUGAGAAGGCUCUCUUCCGUGCCCUGAAGACCAAGCACGACACCCCCAAGUACGGUUUGAUCUACCACGCCUCGCUGAUCGGCCAAGCCACCGGCCGCAACAAGGGCAAGAUGGCUCGUGUCCUCGCCGCCAAGGCAUCGCUUGGUCUCCGUAUCGACGCUCUCGCCGAAUGGGAUGCCGAUGAGGGCGAGGAAGAGAAGUCUGCUUUUGGAAACAAGUCUCGAUUCGACCUCGAGCGCAAGCUCGCUGGUAUGGAAGGCAAGCCCAUCAAGCCUAAGGGCAAGUUCGACCUCAAGGAGGCCCGCAAAUACAACCCUGACGCCGAUGCCUUGGACUCAGAAGAGCCAGCUGCCCCUACCAAGUCCAAGAAGGAUAAGAAGAAGGACAAGAAGCUUGUGGAGGAAGUCAAAGAAGACGAGGAUAUGGCCGACGCGGACUCCAGCUCAGAAUCUGAUGAAGAAUCAUCCGACGGUCAGAGUGAACUGGAGAAGCAGGCUGCCAAGGCCGGUCUCAGCGUUAAGCGUUACCAGCGCAAGCUGGAGCGCGGUGAAAUCAUUUUUGACGCAUCUGGCAACCCAACGGCCAUCAGCAAGAAGGACUUGAAGAAGGCCAAGAAGGAUGCCAAGAAGGCUGAGAAGGAGGAUGGCAAGAAGCGCAAGCGCUCCGAUGACGCUGACGAGGAGAAGAAGAAGAAGAAGAAGAAGAGCAAGGGCGAGUAA
Molecule: messenger RNA, 1668 nt
Organism: Penicillium chermesinum
Lineage: Eukaryota; Fungi; Ascomycota; Eurotiomycetes; Eurotiales; Aspergillaceae
Gene: nop58
Product: RNA-processing protein NOP58
Exons: 4
Coding region: 1-1668 (555 amino acids)
Cellular component (GO): box C/D methylation guide snoRNP complex; small-subunit processome
Molecular function (GO): snoRNA binding
Source: RefSeq, a predicted model, not a curated record